Aedes albopictus (Asian tiger mosquito) is the source of this 3433-nucleotide messenger RNA. It is a transcript of the gene gammaCOP, whose product is annotated as coatomer subunit gamma. Gene Ontology annotation, biological process: organelle transport along microtubule; endoplasmic reticulum to Golgi vesicle-mediated transport; intracellular protein transport. The coding region runs from base 232 to 2868 and encodes 878 amino acids. The record is from RefSeq and is a predicted model, not a curated record. Gene Ontology annotation, molecular function: structural molecule activity. The transcript is spliced from 8 exons. NCBI's taxonomy places the organism in Eukaryota, Metazoa, Arthropoda, Insecta, Diptera, Culicidae. Gene Ontology annotation, cellular component: Golgi membrane; COPI vesicle coat; endoplasmic reticulum.
ACGCCUUCAUUUUUCUCGUCGCCUGGCGAGCGCAGCGAACUACUCCCGCAACCCAGCAGAUACAUCAAUCGUUGUGACGUGGUGAAAAUUUUCAACCGGACAUUUCGCUUCGGUUCCAGUGGACUUUUCAGCAACCUUCAGGACCCCAUUCGGUGCGAAUUGUGUGCCCCGCGGUUCCUCACGUGCUAGGCGGACGCUGGACGGUGAAAUUUGCCACGGAAAUCGGUAAAAAUGAGCUCUUUCAAGAGAGACAAAAAAGAAGAGGAGGAAGGCGGUAGCAACCCCUUCACAAAUCUGGAGAAGACAUCCGUGCUGCAGGAGACACGGAUAUUUAAUGAGACCCCGGUCAAUGCUCGGAAAUGUACCCACAUCUUGACGAAGAUUCUUUACUUGAUCAAUCAGGGAGAACAACUGGGAUCCCGCGAGGCUACAGAAUGUUUUUUCGCCAUGACCAAGUUGUUCCAAUCGAAGGACGUCAUCAUGCGCCGGAUGGUUUAUUUGGGCAUCAAGGAGCUGAGUCCGAUUGCAGAGGAUGUGAUUAUCGUGACCAGUUCAUUGACUAAGGACAUGACGGGCAAAGAGGAUUUGUACCGAGCGCCGGCCAUUCGGGCGCUGUGCAGCAUUACCGAUAAUACGAUGCUACAAGCAGUGGAACGGUACAUGAAACAGUGCAUCGUGGAUCGGAACGCUCCGGUUUCGAGCGGAGCAUUGGUUAGUGCACUGCAUUUGGCCAGCACGGCCGGAGAUGUUGUAAAGCGGUGGGCGAACGAGGCACAGGAAGCCCUGAAUAGUGACAACAUUAUGGUGCAAUAUCAUGGAUUGGGAUUGCUGUACCACAUCCGCAAGGCGGACCGGUUGGCCGUAACCAAGUUGGUAAACAAGUUGACCAAGCAGAAUCUGAAGAGUCCGUACGCCGUGUGUUUCCUGAUCCGCAUUGCUUGCAAAAUCAUCGAAGAAGAGGAUGCUGCGGGUAACUCCGGUGCCGAAUCUCCACUGUUCGACUUCGUGGAGUCUUGCUUGAGAAACAAGAGUGAAAUGGUCGUCUACGAAGCAGCCCACGCUUUUGUCAAUUUGAAGAGAACCAAUCCACGAGAGCUUUCCACUGCUGUUAGCAUCCUGCAGUUGUUCUGUGGAUCUUCGAAGGCCACUCUGAGAUUCGCUGCCGUAAGAACUAUGAACAAGGUGGCUAUGCUGCACCCACCGGCCGUUAACGUCUGCAAUCUCGAUCUGGAAGGUCUUAUUGCGGAUUCCAAUCGCUCAGUGGCCACCUUGGCUAUCACAACCCUGCUCAAAACCGGAGCGGAAAGUUCCGUUGAGCGUCUCAUGAAGCAAAUUGCCACCUUUGUAGCGGAAAUCUCCGAUGAGUUCAAAGUCGUCGUCGUUCAAGCUAUUCGGGCGCUUUGCUCAAAGUUCCCCCGGAAACACGGCGUCAUGAUGAACUUCCUCAGCGGAAUGCUCCGCGAAGAGGGAGGUCUCGAGUACAAAACCUCCAUCGUUGAUACGAUCAUCCUCAUCAUCGAGGAAAACCCGGAAGCUAAAGAGUCCGGCCUAUCGCAUCUCUGCGAAUUUAUCGAAGAUUGUGAGCACACUUCCCUGGCGGUCCGCAUUCUGCACCUUCUCGGAAAGGAAGGACCCUACUCAAAGCUGCCCUCGCGCUACAUUCGGUUCAUCUACAACCGAGUCAUCCUCGAAAAUGCAACUGUUAGGGCCGCGGCCGUAGCCGCCAUAGCCCAAUUUGGUGCCUCCUGUCCGGACCUGCUUCCCAAUGUGCUGGUACUUCUGAACCGUUGCCAGAUGGAUUCGGACGACGAGGUUCGCGAUCGGGCCACCUACUAUUACACCAUUCUGACCAAGAACAACCCCGAGCUGAACAAAUCAUACAUUACGGAGAACGGAAUGGUGUCGUUGCCGCUGUUGGAAAAAUCGCUAAAGGAACACCUCAAUGGUCCGCUGACCGAGAAGUUCGAUCUAUCUGUGGUGCCCAAGUCGCAAACCGUGCAACCGGAGGUCACCGAUGAGGUGAUGAUUAUGAACAAUGCUAUUCCGAAGAUUCCUCGCAUCACUCGUGAAGAGGCCAACACCGAAAAACUGCUGCAAAUUCCUGGCAUCCACCGACUCGGUGCCCUUCACAAAUCGUCUCUGCCGGUGCAGCUCACGGAAAGCGAGACAGAAUAUACGGUAUCCUGCAUCAAACACUGCUUCGGCCAUCAUGUCGUAUUCCAGUUCGAUUGCGUUAACACCCUGUCGGACCAACUGUUGGAAAACGUCCGUGUCGAUCUGGUCCUGCCGGAUGGUUUCGUAACGAGGGCCGUCAUUCCCUGCACGAAGCUCCCCUACGGCGAGAAAGAAGCCACCUACGUCAUCGUGGAAUUCCCACCGGAUUUGCCCAACUCAAUCGCUGCAUUUGGUGCUACCCUGAGGUUUAUCGUGAAGGAUUGCGAUCCAUCGACGGGACUGCCCGACUCCGACGAGGGAUACGACGAUGAGUACAUGCUGGAGGAUAUCGAAAUAACGGUGGCCGAUCAGAUACAGAAGGUCAAGAAGCAGAAUUUCAACGCCGCUUGGGACAGUGCAGAUACCGAAGAAUGGGUUGAAGCAGAGGAUACCUUCGUCCUAUCCACCGUCAACAGUUUACAGGAGGCGGUGAAUACGAUUCUGAAAUUCCUUGGUCUUGCCCCUGCCAACCUGUCGGAGAAGGUCGCCGACGGUGCCCACACACAUCAACUGCUGUGUUCAGGCACAUUCCGCGGUGGAGUGGAUGUGAUGGUUCGCGCGAAGCUAGCCGUGUCGGAUGGCGUGACGAUGCAUCUGACCGUACGAUCAACGGACUCGGACGUAGCGGAGUUGUUAACGUCUGCCGUAGGUUAAUAAAGCAGUUUCAUGAGUCUGUGCGUGCGCACCGGGACGGAAUCACAAAACACUUCCGCAUCUGCUAAGCACACAUACACACAAAGAGACCGAUAAAACAUGCAUGCUCUUAAUUAUCGCCCUUCCUCACAGACACACAUACACCCACGAACACACUAAACUGUAGUGCAACAGAUGAUAGGAGUUUGUUCUUUUAUGUUAUAAACAUUGCAAAGUAUCUAAUCUAUACACGUACAUACUGCUGAUGAUAGUAGUGGUUUAUAUUAGUGUUAAGUUUUCUUUUCGUCGGCAUUCGUUAGUGACUAUGUUAGAGAAAUAAACGAUGGGUUGGAGGAAAAGUAACAAAAAGAUACACUAGAUUCAGAAGAUCGAGACAACAUUCACCAGAUUUACAAAGGGCACUCUUGUAUGCCAUUGGAAUCAACCACAUUAAGAAGUAUAUAUUGAGUAUAAAUGACGAGUAAAAUAUGAUGGAACGAAUAUGUGAAUAACUGUAUUAGUAACUAUGCUGAAUGAUGAAAGUUAAAAUAAAUCAUUUUCUUUUAAUCAGAAAAUAUAGAAAGGA